CGUAUUGCCGUAUCGCCGUUUUGAGUGUGUUUCAAAUGCCCAAAUAACGGCAAUUGAGUGGAAAAGCGUCAUUUUCACCAACGCGAGGGGUUGAAUUGGUUUGUUUACAACAAUUCGGUUUCAGUAUCAAAUGCGUUGCCCUCGUGGUUAAUACGUGCUAACGGUCAACCGCUAAAAUAAGAACUAUAACAAUAAAGCAGGGCGGACUAUUCAAAGAAUAGCCAAGAAUACGGAAAGAAUACGAAAUACGAACAACUAGAACAAGAACAAUUUCAUCGGAAGGAGACGACCAUUAAUAAACAUUUAUUAGCCAACUGAACGAUUUGUAUCCGAUCGCCCGUUUGACACAUAAAUUGGAGGUGCUAAACAUGUCGUCGUCGUCAUCGUCUACUACAGUGGAGAGGGAUGCCGCCUAUACCAUUGAACUGGUUAAGGCCGAGGACUUUGAGGCUGUUCUCAACAUGCUUAAGACAUUCUUCUUUAAGGAUGAGCCCCUCAACACAUUUCUCAACCUUGGCGAGUGCAUUGAACUGGAGAACUAUUCGAUGAAGUCUCUUAAGGAUAAUUGCUCAUACAAAGCGAUCAAUAAAAAUGGCGAAAUCAUUGGUGUCUUUAUCAAUGGACUUUUACGACGACCGGCUGCAACUGAUGCACCACCAGAGAAGGCAGCCGAUGGAUGUGAACAUCACAAAUUUAAAAAGAUUCUUGGCCUAAUGGAUCAUGUAGAGGAAAAGUUCAACAUCUUUGAUCUAUAUCCCAACGAGAAUGUGAUACUUGAUGGAAAGAUUAUCUCCGUUAACAGCAAUUAUCGCGGCAUGGGCAUUGCGGGCAAGCUCACGGAACGCGCCUACGAAUAUAUGCGGGCGAAUCAAAUAUCUGUUUACCAUGUCAUGUGCACCAGCCACUAUUCGGCGGUUGUCAUGGAGAAGCUGGGCUUCCAUGAGGUCUUCAACCUGAAAUUUGCCGACUACAAAAAAGAUGAUGAGGUCGUUUUUAAGCCAGCAAUACCGCAUGUCGGUGUACGCAUUCUGUGCAAGGAACUCGCCAAGGAUACGCCGAAAGCGUUAUUGUAAUUCAAUUAAAUUAGUUAUAUUAAUUAUAUUAUAUAUAUAAAAUAUGUGAUUUUUUAGUUUGUAGUUCGGUGGCGGGUUCCAAAAACAUUUCCGAACGAGAAUCGUAAGAAUCGUGCGUUCAUUUCAUUCGAUAUGUACUUUCAAUUAGUAGAAAACAAGAUAACAAAAAAAAAAACAAGUACAACUUUAAUAAAUAUUUAUAUAAUUCAAUUCACACGUCGCAACGUUACCUUAAGUGUUUUAAAAUGUGCUCAAAGUAUGCUAUUAAAAUUGCAAUAAAAUAUUAUUAGAACAAGUUAUUUAAAU
Molecule: messenger RNA, 1379 nt
Organism: Drosophila innubila
Lineage: Eukaryota; Metazoa; Arthropoda; Insecta; Diptera; Drosophilidae
Gene: speck
Product: dopamine N-acetyltransferase
Exons: 4
Coding region: 369-1073 (234 amino acids)
Molecular function (GO): N-acetyltransferase activity
Source: RefSeq, a predicted model, not a curated record